UCCACGUGUAAUCCCAUAUAAACACGAAUGCCCACGCAAAUAGCAGGCGUUCUACCCCUCAAAAGCAUUGAGAGGACAUUGGUAGAACAGGCUGAUACGAGUUGUGGAUAAUCCAAGUGGAUAUUAUAGUCAAGGCUCUGUUUUGGCACGCAACAGUGAACGGUUGAGGUCAUGGAGAGUGAAACGAUAUUUCAAUAAAAAUUGCAAGACCUUCAUCCGCAUAUUCAUGUCCCUGAGGUACUCGAGUCCGCGAAAGUUAGCUCCUGAUGACCUCGAACUUCAGGGAGGAUGUGGGAUUGGAAUGAAAUUAAAUGAAUUUAUUUAGAAUCAUCAGGUGUAAAUAUACGCGACCAACCGCCCCGGUGAACGUCAUGUGAACUCAGGUGCACGUGUGCUUUAACAGUGUUCCAUUCACUAUUUUGACAAGGCUGAUAGUCGGACCCAUUGAGAGGUACCACAGUGAAGCAGUGAAAACUGACAGAUGUUCGUUAUUCGCCGGUGAGGGUGAUUAAAAAUGUUUGGAUAGGCGGUGGAAGUUUGUUGGAGAGGUGGUGGAGAUAAGCAGCACCGGGACUGGGUUUCUUGAAUGUUGUUUGGUGUUAUUCGAACAAUCUAGUGAUUCCAUGUAUCAGAGAGACAUUGCAUUACGGGGAAACAGUGGUACAUGACAGAAACUUAUCACGAAAGAGGAUCCAAGAUGAUCAGAGAUUUCUCACCACUCAUUCAGGCCCUCAUAGGGACCCUCUUCACCUGGGCACUGACAGCUGCCGGUGCUGCUCUCAUUGUUGUCAUCAGGGGAAAACAGAGAAAACUUCUCGAUGUGAGCCUGGGCUUUGCAGGUGGUGUAAUGAUAGCAGCGAGCUAUUGGUCACUGCUGGAACCGGCCAUUGAAAUGGCCCAAAAGAGUAAAAUUUACGGUGCUAAUGGGGAAUACGCGUGCAUACCAGUUGGAAUUGGAUUUGUCAUUGGCGCAGCUUUUGUUUAUGGAACAGAUGUAUUGAUAUCAGCCCUUGGCAUUCAAUCCCCCAAUGUGCUAUUAGCUAUGCAAUCAGUUGGUACGAAACAAAGACGAAAAAUCCAUGAAAAGAGUGACGAGGAUUUAGACGAUAACAAUGUAAUUAGUGGUGUACAAAUAAGCAGUGGCAAAAAUCAUUAUGACACGACCACUAUUGAUGGAUUUUACGAGCAAAGUACGAGGAGAAGACAACCUGGAUCUUUGUCCAGAGGGUCUGAAUUGGGUGACUUAGGAAUCGUAUACGAGGACCCAGGAAAUGAGGCCAAAAAUAAUCAGUGGAGGCGGAUACUGUUAUUAGUCGUGGCGAUUACGGUGCACAACAUUCCAGAGGGUCUGGCUGUUGGCGUUGGCUUUGCAGCGGUGGGAAGUAGCCCGGCAGCUACCUUCGAGAGUGCAAGGAAUCUUGCGAUAGGUAUCGGAAUCCAAAAUUUCCCUGAAGGAUUGGCGGUAUCAUUACCCCUACAAGCUGCUGGUUUCAGCACUCUGAAGAGCUUCUGGUAUGGCCAAUUAUCGGGUAUGGUGGAGCCAAUUGCUGGUGUCCUCGGCGCUGCUGGCGUUUCACUCGCAGCACCAGCUCUACCCUAUGCACUGGCUUUUGCUGCAGGUGCCAUGAUUUAUGUCGUCGUUGACGACAUCAUCCCGGAAGCACAUCAGAGUGGAAAUGGCAAAAUCGCCAGCUGGGGUGCUAUGGUAGGAUUUUUAAUAAUGAUGUCACUGGACGUUGGACUUGCAUAGAGUCCAAGAGAUUAGCUUCAAUUAGAGGGCGCAAAGCGCCAAUUUUCAUAGACAGUUCCCUGGACACCGACACAUCAGUUCUAAAUCAGUAGAUAGAUGAAUAAAAAUAAAUUGAAGAUGGAGCGAAUGAAGGAGCGAUUGUGAUGAGUUUCUGUAAAAAUUGUGAAGUGCAAUUACUAAGAUUAUUAUUCGUUAGGCUUGUGAAGGACGAUGGUGUACACAUCGACGUUCAUUGAUUGAGAAGAGUCAAUUAAGUACUACUAACUUCCCCAGUGUAGACUCUGGUAUAUGUGCUUCAAUUACCAGAUAUCUAGUGUAUAUUUGUUACUCGCUAAUGAGCCCCAAGUGAUGUAUUUUGAUCCGAAUAUACUUAGAUAAAUUUCUAUCCACUCUUCUAAAGUUUCUUCGGCCAUUUAUAUGCGCGUAUACAACUGAUUAUCUUUGCACAUUCAUACUGACCGAUCUAACUACCUAUCUGCAGGAAAAAAGUAUCAGAAGCGUCCAUGCGCAUCCCCUGCCUUCUAACAAGUGAAUAAAAGCGUUCCAUCUAACGGCACUACUUAUAAUUUGCUCCAAGAAACUGCAGAUGUAUAUUUAUUAUUGAUCUGUCCACGAUGUUUUUUUGUAGCUUCCUGUUUUUAUGUGAAAUGUUUUUGUUGACAAUGCUAUAUUCUCUGUGCAACGUUAUAGGUGUCAGUCUUGGGCACAACAGCAAACUUGUAAAUUCUCAUAUUAAUAUUUGAGACUUUAUGAAAGAAUACUACCACGUUUAUUGGAUUUUUGUAGAUAAUUUUCAAGUUCGAGUAUAGACUUCCUACGUUUGAUAGAUCAAGGUCCCGAGUAACUGGAGGAGAAAGAGGAUUUGUUAGAUUAAUGAUAAUUUCCAUUGAUCUUAAUGAUAUAAAUUGGAGACUAAUACUGUUAUGAGUGAUGCUAUCUUCCUUAAUGAUGAAUUUAUUUGUAAGAAACGAUAAAUAUAAAAUUCAUAUUUUCUUAUUUUUGACGCAAUGCAAGUUCGUAAAUAUAUUCAACGUACGCAACAUCAGAGCGAUGAUAGAACAAUUAUGAAUAUUUUCGACGAAUGUUUGUGACGAGGGAUUUGAUUCCCACCCAUGCGUGGUGUAUGUUAAACCUGCAAUAGCCAGACAGAAUUUCUCCGAAAGUUGAAUGAUUGAUUGUGUAAUGAUGAUCAUAUAAUGGCGACGCACGCUCGUUUCAACAAUGAGCGAAACUCAGAAAAGGGUAUGUGGGAUGAAUAUUAAUGUGAAGUUUUAGGGAAUAAAAAUGUAAAGAAAGUAUUUGGUGGAGAGCAAGUCCGCAAAUGAAUAAAUAAAUUUUGAAAGUUGCUCAUAUAAUA
Messenger RNA from Diachasma alloeum, 3107 nucleotides. It is a transcript of the gene Zip48C, whose product is annotated as zinc transporter ZIP11. The record is from RefSeq and is a predicted model, not a curated record. NCBI's taxonomy places the organism in Eukaryota, Metazoa, Arthropoda, Insecta, Hymenoptera, Braconidae. Gene Ontology annotation, molecular function: zinc ion transmembrane transporter activity. The coding region runs from base 665 to 1750 and encodes 361 amino acids. The transcript is spliced from 7 exons. Gene Ontology annotation, cellular component: membrane. Gene Ontology annotation, biological process: zinc ion transmembrane transport.